GCGGUCGAACUACAAGCCAUUUUGGGGACGGUGUCAGUUUCCACUGAGCACACACACUGCUGCGUUUUACUGGGGGUGAAGCGCUUAUUUUGGAGGCAAAGUUGACGGCCCCAGAGCGAAAACUUACCGAGUCGUAAUCUGCGGUUUGUGUUGUUGUUGGGUCCAGAGUAGGAUCUGCAUAAGGGACGUACGCAGCAAGAAAGGACUUAUUCGCACAUCUGAAAUGCCUUUCGCUCCGCGGAGCGCUCUUCGCGACUGACAGCGUCUGCAGCCUUCAAGAUGGCGGCUCCACUCCUAUUCAUUUGCUGCUGAUCGCCUCCCAACUUUCAUUGUCUAUUCACCUUCAGACCCACCGAUCCCCAGUCGAAGCACCAGGGUUAUUGCAUUUCUGGUCAAUAUGCAUCGGACGACUCGGAUAAAAAUCACGGAGCUCAAUCCUCACCUGAUGUGCGUCCUGUGCGGGGGAUAUUUCAUCGAUGCCACGACCAUCAUUGAAUGUCUUCACUCCUUUUGCAAAAUGUGCAUAGUGCGCUACUUGGAAACCAGCAAAUACUGUCCCAUCUGUGAUGUACAGGUGCACAAGACCAAACCAUUGCUCAACAUAAGGUCUGACAAAACUCUACAGGACAUAGUGUACAAACUGGUCCCUGGACUCUUCAAAAAUGAAAUGAAGAGAAGAAGAGACUUUUAUGCAGACCACCCUUUAGAUGCUUCAAAUGGAACAAAUGAGGACCGUGGAGAAGUGGCAGAUGAGGAAAAACGAAUUAUUACAGACGAUGAGAUCAUCAGCCUCUCUAUUGAAUUUUUUGAUCCAACCAGAAUGGGACUGGGACCAGAAGGAAAGCAGGUUAAGGAGCAGUUAGCAAAUAAAAGGUACCUGCAGUGUCCAGCCGCAAUGACAGUGAUGCAUCUUAGGAAGUUUCUGCGCAGCAAAAUGGACAUCCCAAACUCCUAUCAGGUGGAUGUUAUGUAUGAAGACGAGCCUCUGAAAGAUUACUACACAUUAAUGGACAUAGCCUAUAUAUACACAUGGAGAAGGAACGGUCCACUUCCCCUCAAGUACAGAGUCAGACCCAGCUGUAAGAAGAUGAAGGUGAGUCACUCGGAGCAGGACGGGCAGAACAGCACCGGCAGAUCUGGGCCAGAGAGUGACUCAGCCAGCGACAAAGCACGAAGUCCCACUGGGGCUCCAUCCACGUCCUCCUCUCUGCCGAGCCCAGCCACAGCCACGCAGUCUCCACGUCCCCUGCAGACCACACACGGCAAUAAUAACGUAAACGGGACGUCAAUAACUGCUCCACCCACCCCCGGCCGCUCUUUUACACAGUUCCCCAGCGGCAACAGCGGCACCAACAAACCGAGGAAGGUCGCACUGAACGGAUCUUCUUCUGGAUGACUCCCCUGAGAGCCAACGCCUCAUCCAGUUUAUCAUUUUAUGCCAACCUAGUCCAGUGGGGCAGACAACACAACGACGUUCUUUUCCCCCCUCAAUUUGUUGUUAAUAUAUUAUCACAUCUUAAGUUUAUACUGGAGGGAUCGGAUACAUUUCAAAUAAACAAUUUAAGGAUGUUGUUUGCUGUUGGAAAUUCUCAAUGAAAGACUGCUAAAAUUGGAAAAAAAUGGGAAGAAAGGAUGUGCAAACCUAUCUGUUAUUUUACAGUGACUGAAGUUUGUUUUGUUCAAAUUAAACGUAUGUCAUUGCGAAAUCAUCCACGUGCUUCACCAGCGCAGGAUGAAACGUGCAUGCUUUUAUUAUCUCUUGGUUUUUAAAGGUUUUAUAGCCUACUCUUUUAAUACGCAUUUAUGUAAUCUUUAGAAAUGUUAAACGUAGAGGAAAGCCAUCACGGAAUUUGUUAUGAAAGAACUUGUGUCAAGACGGUAAAGGCGAAAAAUAAGGCUUUUUAUGGGAGAAAAUAGUUUGCCUUCACAUCAGCAGUGCUUUGUAAAAUUUGAUUUUUUUUUAAUCCAUGUUGUUUUAGCUGAUUUUCAAAAAUCAGCUGUAAAAAAACAAUUAUUUAAUCAACCAUGUUAUUGUUUUCUUCUGCUCUCAAAGUCUGGGGCUGUUCAGUUUCACGCUCAUUAUGAUGUUUUAAUGUCUCGUGUUUAUUCGCUCGAUUGUAUGGACAACCUGUUGUAUUGUUACUGUUGCACAGUAUAAAAACAUCUAAAUAAACAUUUUACACUUA
Messenger RNA from Periophthalmus magnuspinnatus, 2186 nucleotides. RefSeq names its product bmi1 polycomb ring finger oncogene 1a (gene bmi1a). Lineage: Eukaryota; Metazoa; Chordata; Actinopteri; Gobiiformes; Gobiidae. Gene Ontology annotation, molecular function: promoter-specific chromatin binding. Gene Ontology annotation, biological process: negative regulation of transcription by RNA polymerase II. The record is from RefSeq and is a predicted model, not a curated record. The coding region runs from base 398 to 1396 and encodes 332 amino acids. The transcript has 10 exons. Gene Ontology annotation, cellular component: PRC1 complex.